Bemisia tabaci is the source of this 432-nucleotide messenger RNA. The record is from RefSeq and is a predicted model, not a curated record. Lineage: Eukaryota; Metazoa; Arthropoda; Insecta; Hemiptera; Aleyrodidae.
AUUUUCUUCCGGGGACUUAUCCUCGGAGGCGGACAACGAUGUGCCUAUGCCAGGCCCCGCAGGACAGCCGGGGCAGGCGUCGACGGGUGAGAUCUACGGGAGCGGGGUGCGGCAGCCGGGAGGGCCCCCGGGGGGCAUGGGCCCCACCGGGACCGCCGUCGGGGGCGGGGGUGGGGGUGGGCCCCCCAACGCUGGCGACCUCUCACUGAACCUCAACAAGGCCGGCUCCAAGACCACCAGCGCUCCCUCGAGCCCGGCCAAGACGAGAGAGUCCCUCCUUCAGCGCGUCCAGUCCCUCACCGGCGCCGCCAGGGAUCAGGGCGCCACUCUCAUCGGUAACAUAGGAGCUGUGGCGGCGAGCGCCGGACGGCCGUCGUACAACAAGGAUCGUUGCUUCACCCUCCUCGUCAUCGAUGAUCAAAACACGGAUUG